UUUUCUUAAUUAUAGGAAAAUUAACUAUUAGUGAAAGCUAAGAUAUCAGCAAUUGUAAAUGCGGAAUAUUAAUUUAGAGUGAUUUAACAAAUGAUCAAAUAACAAUGUAAAAAGUAUUUAGUAGAGAUUUCGGAAUGGAGAAGAUAAUGAUCGUUAACAUUUCGUUAGUUGGCAGGAACGUAUACAGAAGUCUCUAGACGAGGGUUUACCGAUGCGGAUAAACACGACAGCAUCGAUGACGCGCUGCGGUGGUGUGGAAAUGUGUUUGGUCAACGGACAAUUAUGAAUUCCGAUUUGUUACUCGAAUAAACGUAUUUUCUGCAACCGUGAUUAUGCAACUGUUAAACAUAUUCCUGGCAGUGGUCAGGGUGUGCGUAACAUACUGUAAACACAGAUUGUAAGAUAUAAACAUCCCCACAUUGUCAUUUAUACGUCAGUGUUAGUGGAUGUGUCAAUCCCCACGCAAGCACACUGUAAAAAGAUUUGCAUCGAAAGCUGAUAAAGUUGUAUUAAAACACUGACAUUCUAAAUUUAGAUUUAUUUAUUCUACUACGCCACGGUGAGAACGUGUGACAUUAAUAAUUGUUUAAACGAUCUGUUAAAAAAAUGUUAAAUUCCAAUAAAUACGUUAAAACAAAGUGAAUGUAAUAUUGUUAAUGAAUCCGUUCAAAUUUGAAUAUUCUCAUAAUACGUAAAACUGCAAAUGUAGAUAUAGCUGAAUUAACAAUUAAAGAACAUGUUGCUCCAACAAUUGGCAGACCUUUUGAGUCUCAUAACGAUAGGCAUGUGUUUUGUAUUGAAAAUCCCUCAAAUUUUAAACUUACUCUCUGCCAAGUCAGCAGAUCAAAUAUCAUUAACUAGUCUUUUGUUAGAAUUAACAAGUUAUACAGUGACAACCAACUAUAAUUACACAAAUGACUACUCAGUACUAUCAUAUCUGGAAUAUCCUAUUAUCCUAAUACAGGAGUACAUCCUAAUCUUUUUGGUCUUGAAAUAUUCAAAUAAGAUCAAUAAAUUCUCAAUACUAGUCACAGUACUUUACUUUGCUAUAAGUGCUUCUUUUGCACUGCAGUUCAUUCCAAAAGUAGUUCUCAUGUUCCUAGAGCCGAUGUCUACGCCAAUUUCCGCCUCGAGCAAGGUUAUCCAAUUGCACGCCAUAGUCCGUGCCAAAAAUGCGGACACCGUGUCGCCGAUUACAUGGUUUAUUUCAGCGUUCACGAACCUAACGAGGGUGUUCACGAUAUGGAUGGACUCGACGGACCUGUUGUUGCUAGGAAAGUUUAUCAUAUCGUUUUCAUUAAGCUCUAGCAUUAUGUUCGCCGCUAUUUACUAUAGAUCGAAACGAGUGAAACAGGAUUGAGAACUCUGGCUGCGCUUAACGGUACACCGCGCAGUCGAUUUAGUCGUACUCUUGCUCAGUAGUUAUCAACGGAAUGCGUACCUAAUCAAGUGUACCUAAUUGUAAGUCUGCUAAACACACGAACGUGUGAAAUCUAUGCUCAGUAUAAACGCAACGGCUGUAAGAUUGAAACAGGACUGUUGAAUAAAAAUAUUCUA
Nomia melanderi (Alkali bee) is the source of this 1557-nucleotide messenger RNA. RefSeq names its product solute carrier family 66 member 3. The record is from RefSeq and is a predicted model, not a curated record. Lineage: Eukaryota; Metazoa; Arthropoda; Insecta; Hymenoptera; Halictidae.